Messenger RNA from Pediculus humanus corporis (human body louse), 2403 nucleotides. RefSeq names its product alpha,alpha-trehalose-phosphate synthase subunit, putative. Bases 1 to 2403 code for a protein of 800 amino acids. NCBI's taxonomy places the organism in Eukaryota, Metazoa, Arthropoda, Insecta, Psocodea, Pediculidae. Gene Ontology annotation, molecular function: catalytic activity. The record is from RefSeq and is a predicted model, not a curated record. The transcript has 13 exons. Gene Ontology annotation, cellular component: cytosol; alpha,alpha-trehalose-phosphate synthase complex (UDP-forming). Gene Ontology annotation, biological process: trehalose biosynthetic process.
AUGGGAGAAGAGGAUGUUAAUUACGUCAAGUCGGUGUCGGCGAGUAGCAUGGUCGUGGUCUCCAACAGGCUUCCUUUUAUAUUAAAAAGAAAUGAACAAACUGGUCGUUUGGAAAGAAAAGCAAGUGCUGGAGGUUUAGUUACAGCUGCCAUACCCGAAUCAGAUCCAAACGAUAAAACUCCCACGGCUGGUUUACUAUCGAACCAAGUCGUUGCCGUAAAUUGCGAUCGUCACCUUUUCGAACUCUUUUACAACGGAUGCUGUAACGGAACUUUUUGGCCUUUGUUUCAUUCAAUGCCGGAUAGAGCUGAAUUUUCUGCGGAUACGUGGAAGGCAUACGUUAAAAUCAAUCAAGAAUUUGCCAAGAGAACAAUGCAGGCUUUGGAAACUCUAAGAAAUGAAAAUUCUGCCAUUGUGCCAACCGUUUGGAUCCACGAUUACCAACUCAUGAUAUGUCCCAAUUGGGUUCGACAAGCCACCGAGGAGGCUGGAAUUCGUUGCAAAAUGGGUUUUUUUUUACACAUUCCAUUUCCUCCUUGGGAUAUAUUUCGACUUUUUCCUUGGUCCGAUGAAAUUUUACAAGGAAUGUUAGGCUGUGAUAUGGUUGGAUUCCAUAUUGAGGAUUACUGUUUAAAUUUUGUCGAUUGUUGUCAGAGACGAUUGGGAUGUCGUGUGGAUCGUAAAAAUCUUUUAGUCGAACACGGUGGACGUUCCGUUCGUGUCAGACCCUUGCCCAUCGGUAUUCCAUUCGAAAGAUUUGUACAAUUGGCCGAGUCCGCAACGAGGGUCAUGUUGACAAAUCAACAAAUUGUUCUCGGGGUGGAUAGAUUGGAUUACACAAAGGGUCUCGUUCAUAGGUUAAAAGCUUUUGAAAGACUGUUGCAAAAAUAUCCUCAACAUAUAGAGAAGGUCACGUUACUUCAAAUAGCAGUGCCUUCAAGAACUGACGUACGAGAAUACCAAGAGCUCAAAGAAGAAAUGGAUCAAUUGGUGGGAAGAAUAAACGGUUGUUUUACCACGCCGAAUUGGUCACCGAUUAGGUACAUAUAUGGUUGUGUUAGUCAAGAUGAAUUGGCUGCUUUCUAUCGAGAUGCUGCCGUGGCAUUAGUAACUCCUUUACGAGACGGAAUGAAUUUAGUUGCCAAAGAAUUUGUCGCUUGUCAAAUAAAUACACCCCCGGGUGUUUUAAUAGUUUCACCCUUUGCCGGUGCGGGUGAAAUGAUGCACGAAGCUUUGGUUUGCAAUCCCUACGAGAUAGAUGAUGCAGCCGAAGUCAUUCACAGAGCUCUAACUAUGCCGGAAGAUGAAAGAACUUUACGUAUGAAUUAUUUACGCCGACGUGAAAAAGUUCACGAUGUUAAUUAUUGGAUGAGAUCUUUUCUCAAAGCCAUGGGUACCCUCAUAACCGAAGAUGGUGAAGAAACUUUACCCACGACCAUGCAACCGGUAACCUUGGACGAUUUCGACGAAUACUUAGCAAAGUAUAUUGGUAGCAGUCAUAAAUUGGCACUUCUUUUGGAUUACGACGGAACAUUAGCACCCAUUGCUCCUCAUCCAGAUCUGGCAAUUUUACCACCGGAAACUAAAAACGUGCUGGAACGUUUGAGCAAUCAAAGCGAUGUUUAUAUCGCUAUCAUUUCCGGUAGAAAUGUGGAAAACGUCAAAAAAAUGGUUGGAAUCAAAGGAAUCACUUAUGCUGGAAAUCACGGUCUUGAAAUUUUGCAUCCGGACGGUAGUAAAUUUGUUCAUCCCAUGCCGAGCGAAUUCGAAGAUAAAGUCACGGAUUUGUUGAAAGCUCUUCAAGAGCAAGUUUGCAAAGAGGGGGCUUGGGUGGAAAAUAAGGGAGCUUUGCUUACUUUUCACUACAGGGAAACUCCUUUGUCACUUCGUCCGGCUUUGGUCGAACAAGCGAAACAAUUAAUAGAAGCAGCAGGAUUCAGAGCAGGGCGUGCUCAUUGUGCAAUCGAAGCGAAACCUCCGGUACAAUGGAACAAAGGUAGGGCUUCCAUUUACAUAUUAAGGACAGCUUUCGGAGUAGAUUGGUCCGAGAGAAUUCGUAUAAUUUAUGCAGGAGAUGAUACGACCGACGAGGAUGCAAUGCAGGCACUUAAAGGUAUGGCGGCCACGUUUAGAAUUACGUCAUCACACAUUGUUAAAACAGCCGCAGAAUAUAGGUUGCCAUCAACGGAUAGCGUACUCACGAUGCUCAAAUGGGUCGAACGUCAUUUAAAUAGACGAGAGCCUAGGGAACCAAUGCACAACGAAAAAAGAUAUCAUCGUUCUCACUCGCACUUGUCUAAUAAUGGCGUAACUAUGGAAAUGUCUUUUCAGGAUGAAAAAAAAUCAGAAAAACAUAAUUGCGAACAUAUAUUCACGAGUAAUAAUGCCAUUUCCAUCCAUUAA